CUUCGUGUUCAUUGCCGCUACUUUUCAAAGUUGGAAAGAAACCCCACUUUCUUGGUGAACAAUUCAUUGCCGGAAUAUUCUUUCUCGCAUCGGAUCUUUUUUCUACUACCUAUAAAUACCGUAUACUCCUGCCGGAGAAAUUUUGCUUCGUAUUAUUAGAUCUGAUUUCAGAUCUUCUCCGCCGUGUAUUGCCGUUGUUCAUCUGAGUUGAUUGCGUGAACAAGUGGGAGCAGAUCGGAGAGAAAUGGGCAGCAGCGCCGGAGAUUUGUUGAAAUUGAACGACCACCCGAAGCUUCCCAAGGGGAAGACGGUGGCGGUGGUGGUUCUGGACGGCUGGGGCGAGGCCAAGGCCAACGAGUACAACGCCAUCCAUGUAGCGGAAACUCCCACCAUGGAUUCUCUCAAAAAGGGUCUUCCGGACAGAUGGAGAUUGAUCAAGGCACACGGUAAGGCAGUGGGGCUUCCCACAGAGGACGAUAUGGGUAACAGUGAGGUCGGACACAAUGCGCUUGGUGCUGGGAGGAUAUUUGCGCAAGGUGCAAAGCUUGUAGACCUAGCCCUUGCCUCUGGUAAGAUAUAUGAUGGAGAGGGUUUCAAUUACAUAAAAGAAAGUUUUGCCACUGGAACCUUGCACCUAAUUGGGCUACUGAGUGAUGGAGGGGUUCACUCCAGGCUUGACCAACUGCAGUUGCUGCUGAAAGGUGCAGCUGAACAUGGUGCCAAAAGAAUUCGUGUCCAUGCCCUCACUGAUGGACGUGACGUCCUUGAUGGUUCAAGUGUAGGAUUUAUGGAAACCCUUGAAAAUGAUUUGGCAAACCUACGUGCAAAUGGUAUUGAUGCACAAGUUGCUUCAGGUGGAGGCCGCAUGUACGUCACAAUGGAUCGAUAUGAGAAUGAUUGGGAUGUUGUCAAGAGAGGUUGGGAUGCCCAAGUGCUAGGUGAAGCUCCAAACAAGUUUAAGAAUCCUGUUGAAGCAAUCAAGAAGCUGAGAGAGGCUCCUAAAGCUAAUGAUCAGUACUUACCUCCAUUUGUCAUUGUUGAUGACAAUGGGAAAGCUGUUGGGCCUAUUGUGGAUGGUGAUGCGGUUGUAACUAUCAACUUUAGAGCAGACCGUAUGGUUAUGAUGGCAAAGGCUCUCGAGUAUGAAAACUUUGACAAAUUUGACCGUGUCAGAUUUCCUAAGAUUCGUUAUGCCGGUAUGCUUCAAUAUGAUGGGGAGUUGAAGCUUCCUAACUGUUACCUUGUUUCUCCUCCAGAAAUUGACAGAACUUCUGGAGAAUAUCUAGUGCAUAAUGGUGUCCGAACCUUUGCAUGCAGUGAGACUGUUAAAUUUGGUCAUGUCACCUUUUUCUGGAAUGGAAACCGCUCUGGAUAUUUCAAUGCUGAUAUGGAAGAAUAUGUUGAAAUUCCAAGUGAUGUUGGAAUAACAUUCAAUGUCCAGCCAAAGAUGAAAGCUGUUGAGAUUGCUGAAAAGGCGAGGGAUGCUAUUCUUAGCCGGAAGUUUGAUCAGGUACGUGUUAAUAUCCCAAAUGGUGACAUGGUGGGUCAUACCGGUGAUAUCCAUGCUACAAUUGAUGCCUGCAAGGCUGCUGAUCAAGCUGUCAAGAUGAUCCUAGAUGCAAUUGAGCAAGUAGGGGGAAUUUAUGUGGUCACUGCAGAUCAUGGGAAUGCGGAGGACAUGGUCAAGAGAAACAAAGCAGGGAAACCUCUACUUGAUAAAAGCGGCAACAUUCAGAUCCUUACUUCACACACUUGUGAACCUGUGCCUAUUGCAAUUGGUGGUCCGGGAUUGGCACCCGGAGUGAGAUUCCGCAAAGAUGUCCCGACAGGAGGGCUUGCCAAUGUUGCUGCAACUGUUAUGAAUCUGCACGGUUUCGAAGCACCCGACGACUACGAAACCACGUUGAUCGAGGUUGGUGACAACUAAAUGACUGGGAUUUUAGGGAGAUUUGAUUUUUAUAGUUAUUGAAAUUUUGGCAUUUCUAUGAGUCACACAUAUUGGAAUAAGAUCUUUUUUCCCCCAAAAGACUGCCAUCUUCAGGGCCGUUUUUGCUUCUCAAGAUUGGUUGGAGAUCUCGAGGAUGAGAGAUUUAUUACUCUUUGUAUUUUCCCAUUUUCAAGAAAGUGCAAUUUCCAUAAAGCUUUUAUGCUUUCUUACCCACAUUUACUCUUUGAUUUGAUGAUGUUUUUUGACGUUAUUUUGUUGUGUGAAGUACUUUUAUUUUAAAUUCUUUGCUUGACUUUACAAGAAAUGCAUUGUGAAAUU
Molecule: messenger RNA, 2266 nt
Organism: Cuscuta campestris
Lineage: Eukaryota; Viridiplantae; Streptophyta; Magnoliopsida; Solanales; Convolvulaceae
Source: the annotation of a GenBank genome assembly